Sorghum bicolor (sorghum) is the source of this 2804-nucleotide messenger RNA. RefSeq names its product methyltransferase-like protein 13. Gene Ontology annotation, molecular function: S-adenosylmethionine-dependent methyltransferase activity. The transcript is spliced from 17 exons. Bases 633 to 2402 code for a protein of 589 amino acids. The record is from RefSeq and is a predicted model, not a curated record. Lineage: Eukaryota; Viridiplantae; Streptophyta; Magnoliopsida; Poales; Poaceae.
GACUGACACCCAACGGGUCAAUCCUAGUUUACCUCCGAGCAUUCCUAAACCCCUACCUAAGCUAGGGUUUCCACGCAUGGCGACCACGACGCCGCCUCCGGCGAUCCUAGGCACGCUUGGCGACUUCACAUCGCGGGAGAACUGGGACAAGUUCUUCGCGCUCCGCGGCACGGGGGACAAUUUUGAGUGGUACGCGGAGUGGCCUAACCUCCGGGCCCCGCUCCUCGCCCUCAUCGGGGACAGCGGCGCCGCGGCGGCGGCGGGGUCAACCCAGGAGAUCCUGGUGCCGGCGUGCGGGAGCUCGGCGCUCUCGGAGCGGCUCUACGACGCGGGGUUCCGCCGCAUCACCAACGUCGAUUUCUCCCGCGUCGUCGUCGCCGAUAUGCUUCGCCGUCACGCACGCGCGCGGCCAGAGAUGCGCUGGCGCGUCAUGGACAUGACCAACAUGCAGCAACCAUGGCUUUUGAGGCGUUGUGGCGUCCUGUGGUGCUGGGGGUAUGCCUAGACGCGGCGCCUUCUAGGCGACACCUAGGCGAUAUGGUGUAACUAAAACCCUGUGGCGUUCUGCGGCGCCUGGGUUUGCAGAUGGGUCAUUUGAUGUCAUUCUUGAUAAAGGAGGAUUGGAUGCUCUUAUGGAGCCAGGGGCUGGGACAAAACUGGGGAUAAAAUAUCUAAAUGAGGCCAAGAGAGUUAUGAAAUCAGGAGGGAAGUUUGUGUGCCUUACCCUUGCAGAAUCCCAUGUUUUAGCGCUUCUUUUGUCCGAGUUCAGAUUUGGAUGGGAUAUGAGUGUUCAAGCUAUAGCUAGUGAAUCCUCUGAAAAAUCUGCCUUCCAGACAUUCAUGGUGGUCAUGGUAAAAGGGAAGAUGGGUGUAGCUCAAACAAUAAAAUCAUCAUUGGUUCAAUCUGCUGAAUACUGUAACAUGAGACAGGCAAAUGCUGUGAUUCGUGCUCUUGGAAAUGAGAACAUCAUCCGGGAGUCGUAUUCGUCUGGUGUUGAUGUACUGCUCUCAUUGCGAGAUCUUCAGCUAGGAGCUAUAGGAGAUCUGAAAGUGAUUGUCCCAGGACGAAGGAGGCAGUUCAUUCUUGGUGAACAGGAAACUUCGCUAUAUUGCUAUAAGGCUAUUUUAUUGGACGCCAAGAAGCAAACAGAAACAUUUGUGUACCACUGUGGAGUUUUUAUUGUGCCUAAGGCUCGGGCUCAGGAAUGGUUAUUUUCUUCAGAAGAAGGACAGUGGCAUGUUGUUGAAAGUGCAAGGGCUGCCCGUCUAAUUAUGGUUUUCUUGGACAGCAGACAUGCAAAUAUCGACAUGGAUAUUAUUAAGAAGGAUUUAUCUCCCCUUGUUAAGGAAUUAGAACCUGGAAAUCCUGAAGAGGAGGCCCCUAUACCGUUCAUGAUGGCAGGUGAUGGUGUUAAACAAAGACAUAUUCUGCAAGAGGCAACUUCAGAAAUAACUGGUCCAAUGGUUGUGGAAGAUGUUGUCUAUGAAAAUGCUGAUGGAGACCAAGGUUCCAUGUCUGAGAAAAUGUUCCGGCGCCUUAUUUUUGGAAGAAGUUCUGGUUUAGUGCAAUCUGAAGCCUUGCUAAUCAGAGAUCCUCCCAGUGAUGAGAUAGACAGAAAAAACAAAAGUGCAUCUGCGACAUCUAAAAAAAGAAGGAACCAGAAAAAGGGAUCCAAGAACAGUCUGAGAAUUGACCAUAGAUUUCUUGGUAGCUCAUAUCACAGCAGUAUCAUAUCUGGGCUUUCUUUAGUUGCAUCUUCUCUAAGUGUUGCUGCUUCAUCUGGUGGAAAGGUCAGCACCACUGUUAUAGGCCUUGGUGCUGGUUGUUUACCAAUGUUUCUCCGUGGAUGUCUGCCUUCCGUAGAUGUUGAGGUGGUUGAGUUGGACCCCUUGGUGGCUGAGCUAGCAAAGAAAUAUUUUGGCUUUUCAAUGGAUGAGCAGUUGAAGUUGCAUUUGGGGGAUGGCAUCAAGUUCAUUGAAGACAGUGUUGCUGCAAAUCAUUCAGUAAAUGGCAGUGCCAGAAAUGCAAUCAAAAUACUUAUCCUCGAUGUUGAUUCAUCAGAUCUAAGUUCUGGGCUGUCUUGCCCACCAGAAAACUUCGUUGAAGAUCCUUUCCUUCUGAAAGCAAAGGAGUUCCUUUCGGAGGGCGGCCUUUUUAUCAUCAAUUUAGUCUCGCGGUCAUCUUCAGUGAGGGAAAUGGUUGUUUCAAGACUUAAAGCGGUCUUUGAACACCUAUACUCACUGCAACUUGAAGAAGACAUAAAUGAGGUUUUGUUUGCGUCGCCGAGCGAAAGAUACCUAGAAAUCAAUAACCUUGAUGCAGGAGCUUCCAAAUUGCAGGAGUUACUCAAAAUUCCAGUGGAUGUAGAAUCAGAUAUACAGAAGUUGCAAAAGCUCCAGUAACAGUCUCACCUGAUACCGAACACCAUCCAUUUGCAUCCACUAGAUUUAGGUGGUGUUCAGUUUCCGCCCCUGGAGGGCACACCAAAAUUGCCCCCAGUUUUGGCUCGUGGAAGCCAAAUUGGGGCCAGCUGUUUCGGCCACGAGAGUUUUGUCCAACUGUGCUAUAGAAAAAUUUUGGCCUACCUAAAACCAAAGACACCAAAAUUUGGUUUGACCCUGAUUGGGCCUAGGCUGAGCGCAUCUCAAACUUUUUACCCUCAACAAUUUAGGCAUGUUUUCCCGUAUGUUUGCCUUGACAACUCUGCAUGGAUAAAACAAUGCACUGUACAUAUUUAGAGGAUGCGAGUGGAGGAAACAAAAUGUGCAUCAUGGUCUCUGAUGGUUUAAAAAUUUUGUCGAAUA